Molecule: messenger RNA, 4256 nt
Organism: Ailuropoda melanoleuca (giant panda)
Lineage: Eukaryota; Metazoa; Chordata; Mammalia; Carnivora; Ursidae
Gene: ATG4C
Product: autophagy related 4C cysteine peptidase
Exons: 11
Coding region: 196-1572 (458 amino acids)
Biological process (GO): autophagosome assembly; protein delipidation; aggrephagy
Cellular component (GO): cytoplasm
Molecular function (GO): protein-phosphatidylethanolamide deconjugating activity; cysteine-type endopeptidase activity
Source: RefSeq, a predicted model, not a curated record
GGCCUUUCCUUUUACUACGGUGGCCGGGGAGCUUGGGUGCUUGUGGCCGCAGCGCUGAGGUCGGAGCGUCUGCGUUUGUACUGGCUUGGCUGCUUUUGGGGCGGCUGCUGCUAGAGCUGGACCAUUUCCCGGUACAAAAGAUUAACUUUACAGAAGAAUGCAAUCAAGUGAUGGCUUUUUCUUUAGAAUUUGAAUAUGGAGGCCACAGGAACAGAUGAAGUUGACAAGCUAAAAACUAAAUUUAUAUCUGCUUGGAACAACAUGAAAUAUAGUUGGGUGUUGAAAACAAAAACAUAUUUUAGUAGAAAUUCCCCUGUAUUAUUGCUUGGAAAAUGCUACCAUUUUAAGUAUGAAGAUGAAAAUAAACUGCUGCCUGCAAGAUCAGGAUGUACAAUAGAAGAUCAUGUAAUUGCGGGAAAUGUAGAAGAAUUUCGUAAAGAUUUCAUUUCAAGAAUAUGGUUGACCUAUAGGGAAGAAUUUCCUCAAAUAGAAGGCUCGGCUUUGACAACAGACUGCGGUUGGGGCUGUACAUUAAGAACUGGCCAGAUGCUAUUGGCUCAAGGACUCAUACUACACUUUCUUGGUAGAGCUUGGACCUGGCCUGACGCUUUGAACAUUGAAAAUUCAGACUCUGAAUCAUGGACUUCCAACACUGUAAAAAAAUUUACCGCAUCAUUUGAAGCAUCACUUUCAGGGGAAAGAGAACUCAAAACCCCAACAGUUUCUCAGAAGGAAACAAUCAGGAGAUAUUCUGAUGAUCAUGAAAUGCAAAAUGAAAUUUAUCACAGGAAAAUCAUCUCUUGGUUUGGUGAUUCCCCUUUGGCUCUCUUUGGUUUGCAUCAACUAAUAGAAUAUGGAAAGAAGUCUGGGAAAAAAGCCGGAGAUUGGUAUGGACCAGCUGUGGUUGCUCAUAUUUUAAGAAAAGCAGUUGAAGAAACAAGACACCCUGAUUUACAAGGAAUAACUAUUUAUGUUGCACAAGACUGUACAGUUUACAGUUCUGAUGUAAUUGAUAAACAGUGUACUUCCAUGGCCUCUGAUAAUACAGAUGACAAAGCUGUUAUUAUUCUAAUCCCUGUUAGACUUGGUGGGGAAAGAACCAACACCGACUACUUAGAUUUUGUAAAGGGUAUUUUAAGCCUUGAAUAUUGUGUGGGUAUUAUUGGUGGCAAACCUAAACAGUCAUACUAUUUUGCUGGAUUUCAAGAUGACAGUUUGAUUUACAUGGAUCCUCAUUACUGCCAGUCUUUUGUAGAUGUCAGCAUAAAGGAUUUCCCUCUUGAGACAUUCCACUGCCCUUCUCCCAAAAAGAUGUCAUUUCGAAAAAUGGAUCCUAGCUGUACAAUAGGAUUUUACUGUCGAAAUGUUCAGGACUUCAAACGAGCUUCUGAAGAAAUCACUAAGAUGCUGAAAAUUUCUUCUAAGGAGAAAUAUCCCUUAUUUACUUUUGUAAAUGGUCAUUCCAGAGACUAUGAUUUUACAUCUACUACAACCAAUGAAGAAGACUUUUUCUCAGAGGAUGAAAAGAAAAGAUUAAAAAGAUUUAGCACAGAAGAAUUUGUCUUGCUCUAAAGAUUAAUGCAUUUGUGCUUGUUGAGAAGAACUCCUCUGCAGGGGGAACAAUGAAGAGAAACAAGUUUACCUGAAAUUGGCUUAUUUUCACAAAUAUCUUAAUUUUAUAUGUUCUUUAAAAAAAGCAAGAACAUUUGGAAAUAUACACGUUUUAAAGAUAUUUUUCUGAAAGAGAAAUGAUUUAAUGAAUCUUUAUUUCUAAUAAAUAUCAAGUGAUUCUGGCUGCAUUCCUAUUUCCCUAAGAUCUGCUAACAAUAACUCUAACUUAUCUGUAAGCCUUCCAGUCUUCAAAUUCUUCCACCUGAGGCCACUAGUCUCCUGAAGGUUUUGUAAUAUAGGCCCCAAAAUUGGGAUCACCAAAUAGGUUCAAAAGCUUCCAUUUAUACUAACAACCAGAAGACCAGAGAAUGAAUCUUCAGUGCUGCAUAGCCUCCUGAUAUUAAUGCAACCAAAGGAUACUUACGGAUGUAUCUGGAUAUAUUACAUAGCAAUUGUUAGCUGUGAUAUGCAUACAAUUAUAUAAGUAGAAUUGUGAGUUAAUGGAAUACUUAGCAAUAUGAUUUUAUAAUGGCUCCUCAUUUUGCUUGCUAUCAAGCCUUCUUUGAGGAGUGAAUAGAAAGUAUUGGCUUUCCCCAGAAAUUUAAAGGUUAUGUUAUUAAUAAUAACUUCAUCCAAUCAGAUCAGAUAAAGGCAAUUUUAAGAUAGUAGUAGUGUUUGUCUCCUGUCUCAAAAAUAGAAUUUUAUGGGAAUUCUGCUUACUAUGGAGUUUUUAAAUCUAAAGAUAAGUACUAAGAAAAAUAUCAGUAGAUGCUCCUCUACAUGAUUUUUGCUAUUUGUAUAAAUCAGUGUAGUGGUGUUUAGAAGGUGAGGCUAUCUAUAAGGUAAAUCUGCCUUAAGUGUAUUAUGUGUUACUGAAAGGCAAAUUUGUGAGUUAUUAUUCAGCCAGGAUUAUGUACUUUAAUAAAGAUGUGAGAAUGUAACGUACCUUUGUUUGGUUUUAAUAGGAUUAUUUUCGUUCUUUAAUUUGAAAAAAUCAUUGUCUCACAUGAAGUCUAUUUAUUUAUAAUGAAGGCAAGGAAUAUUGUUUCUCUGAAAGAAAAAUAUUAACUUAUGGAGCUUUCAUGUUUCAAUGUGGAAAGAUGACUAUAAAGACAUAAAAUUGUGUAUCAUUUAAAGUCAUUGAUCUCUUCCAUCAGAAAGCCUAUUUGUUAGGCUUAGAGUUGCAUGCAAAACUGAAACAGAGGGGGCAGAUUGCUUUAGUAUGCCUGAUGAGAGAAAUCAGGUUUGGCAUUUCCCUGUGAGGACAGUUUAUUGAAUUGAUAUAAAUGGGCUGAAAUCUAAAAUUUUCCUUUACUCCAGAUAAAAUCUGGACAAAUUAAGUCCAGUACUAAUUUUCCUAGAAUGUCAAAGCAGUACUGGAAUAAGAAGCCAGUAGUAUGCCCGAUUUUAUGCACUGCAGUUGUCUCGUCUAAAUUAUUGCGGUUUGUUCUUUAUAUACACCUGCAGUAUUCACAGGAUUUUACAGCAAACACAUCAAAUGAGAGUACCCAUACCUUCAAAUGAAUCAGAACUGAUUUUAAGUAUUCUCUUACAAGAACUAUAUAAAAGUUUAGACUUAUACUUUUGCAUUCUGUUAUUUUUUCACCGUCUUCGGGGAUCAUGUUAACUAGGUUAAAAUCAGACCUGGCCAAAGUUGAGGUGAGAGGAGGCAGAAACUUCCUUUACAUUGAAUUAUAUUGAAAAUACCCAGAAUACUGUACAGACAAAACAAACCAAUCUUGCAAUACAGUCAUCCCCGUGACUGAGAAUAAAUGUGUAGAAUCAGAAAUGAUCAGCAUAAUAUGCACAUAAAAAGUAUUCAGUAAUGUGUAUGAAUGAAUGCAUUCAUGAAAAUCGAGGUAGGCUGAUUGAUUUAUCUUGCCUGUUAAUUCAACUUCAGCUGAGGACCAGCCAAAAGUUGUGCUAAUCUUUUAUUGGACAGGCAGCAACAAAACUACAUCAUUAGAUUUAGAAUAGAGGUACUGUAUAUUCUGGUUUCAGACUUUGUUUUGAACACAGAUUUCAUUUCAAGUUCUGACAGCCAGUAAACUCGGUCAAUAAAGCUUAUGGAUGAUCUCUUUCAGCGUGGAAUAAAGGAAAGUAAAGAGAAAAAAAAAAAAAAACCAAGAUACUAAGAUGGGUGUUCUCUUAGAAUUAUUAUAGGAGGAUCUUGCAUUUGGACAUCAAUAUUAAGAUACUAGUUUUACCAUUAACAUUUCAGAAAUGAAUUUUUAAAAUUCUUAAUGUGACUUUUUGAUGGUGAAGGUUUCUUUUCUCUCUUCUUUGACACUUUGAAUCCCCUUUUGUCAAUAUAUUAACCACCAGCAGGCAGUGUUGAGAGUCAUUUGCUGAAUGAGUGAAUGAAAAGAUCCUUUACAGUACAAGUAUAAACAAAAGGAUUUCCCCCAGGUAUCCAUUUUUCUGUUUUUAUAUUAAACUAACCCCAUUAAAUCUCAAUUAUUGAGAAGACAACUUUAUAGGAUUAAAAAUUUAGGUCACUUUUGUGUUCUGUUAACCUUAGCAUUGUCCAAGGGCAAGCAUAUCUAAAAAUAUGUAUAUUAAUUCCAUCUUCUUUUUAGAAGAAUUAAAGAAAUAAAACAGCAAAAAUGACUUAUCUAUAUAAUAUAUCCAGUAUUAGGUCAGAA